UAGAGAGAAUGGUUCACUUUUUUGAAUUGGUUUUUGCUGCGCUGCGAGGAAUGGCGGUAACGGUGAGAGGACCGGGCGCCUGAAGAGGUGGAACUUCCAGGGCGUUUUCUGAGAGUGCCAACAAAAAAAAGGAGAGUACAAACAAUGGCUGACAAUAGUGAAUCCACUGCUGGGAAGACAAGCUUGGCAGAUUCUUCUAUUUUUGAUUCUAAAGUUACUGAACCUUCUAAGGAAAACUCAUUUAUUGGGUCUACUUUAUAUGUUGAAGAAGAAAUGCCUCAGGUUGAAACGAGAAUGAUACUAGUUCAAGAAGCUGGAAAACAAGAAGAACUUAUAAAAGCCUUAAAGACUAUUAAAAUAAUGGAAGUCCCUGUUAUAAAGCUAAAGGAAAGUUGUCCUGGAAAAUCGGAUGAAAAGUUAAUAAAAAGUGUUGUUAAUAUGGAAAUUAAAGUGCCCUUUGUAAAGAUGGAAUCAGUUGAAGAAUUUGAAAGUUUGGAUUCUGCAGCAUUUGAAAAUGUAUUCAUAGUCAUGGACUUCCAGGAUUCCAUCUUUAAUGAGUUACACAAGACUGACUGUAGAGUUAUUGGACCACCAGUUGUAUUAAAUUGUGCACAAAAAGGAGAGCCUUUGCCAUUUUCAUGUCGCCCACUCUAUUGUACAAGCAUGAUGAAUCUAGUACUGUGCUUUACUGGAUUCAGGAAGAAAGAAGAACUAGUCAGAUUGGUGACAUUGGCCCAUCACAUGGGUGGAGUUAUUCGAAAAGACUUUAAUUCAAAAGUUACACAUUUGGUGGCAAAUUGUACACAAGGAGAAAAAUUCAGGAUCGCUGUGAGCCUGGGUACUCCAAUUAUGAAGCCAGAAUGGAUUUAUAAAGCUUGGGAAAGGCGGAAUGAACAGGAUUUCUGUGCAUCAGUUGAUGACUUUAGAAAUGAAUUUAAAGUUCCUCCGUUUCAAGAUUGCAUUUUAAGUUUCCUGGGAUUUUCAGAUGAAGAGAAAACCAAUAUGGAGGAAAUGACUGAAAUGCAAGGAGGUAACUAUUUACCUGUUGGAGAUGAAAGAUGCACUCACCUUAUAGUUGAAGAGAAUAUAGUAAAAGAACUUCCAUUUGAGCCUUCAAAGAAACUAUAUGUUGUCAAGCAAGAAUGGUUCUGGGGAAGCAUUCAAAUGGAUGCCCGAGCUGGAGAAACUAUGUAUUUAUAUGAAAAGGCUAACACUCCUGAGCUCAAGAAAUCAGUGUCACUGCUUUCUCUAAAUACCCCAAACAGCAAUCGCAAAAGACGUCGUUUAAAAGAGACACUUGCUCAGCUUUCAAGAGAGACAGACAUGUCACCUUUCCCUCCCCGUAAGCGCCCGUCAGCUGAACAUUCCCUUUCUAUAGGGUCACUCCUUGAUAUCUCCAACACACCAGAGUCUAGCAUUAACUAUGGAGAAACACCAAAGAGUUGCACUAAGUCUAAAAAUUCCACUCCGGUUCCUUCAGAGCAGUCUGCAAGGUGGCAAGUUGCAAAAGAGCUCUAUCAGACUGAAAGUAAUUAUGUAAAUAUACUGGCCACAAUUAUUCAGUUAUUUCAAGUACCAUUGGAGGAAGAAGGACAGCGCGGUGGGCCUAUCCUUGCACCAGAAGAGAUUAAGACUAUUUUUGGUAGUAUCCCAGAUAUUUUUGAUGUGCACACUAAAAUAAAGGAUGAUCUUGAAGACCUUAUUGUGAAUUGGGAUGAGAGCAAAAGCAUUGGUGACAUCUUUCUUAAAUAUUCAAAAGAUUUGGUAAAAACUUACCCUCCCUUUGUAAACUUCUUUGAAAUGAGCAAGGAAACAAUUAUUAAAUGUGAAAAACAGAAACCAAGGUUUCAUGCUUUUCUGAAGAUAAACCAAGCCAAACCAGAAUGCGGGCGGCAAAGCCUUGUUGAACUUCUCAUCCGACCAGUACAGAGGUUACCCAGUGUUGCGUUACUUUUAAAUGAUCUUAAGAAGCAUACAGCUGAAGAAAAUCCUGACAAAAGCACUCUAGAAAAAGCCAUUGGAUCAUUAAAGGAAGUAAUGACCCAUAUUAAUGAGGAUAAGAGAAAAACAGAAGCUCAAAAGCAAAUUUUUGAUGUUGUUUAUGAAGUAGAUGGAUGCCCAGCUAAUCUUUUAUCUUCUCAUCGAAGUUUAGUGCAACGAGUUGAAACAGUUUCUCUAGGUGAGCACCCCUGUGACAGAGGAGAACAAGUAACACUCUUUCUCUUCAAUGAUUGCUUAGAGAUAGCAAGAAAACGACACAAGGUGAUUGGCACUUUUAGGAGUCCUCAUGGCCAUACCCGGCCCCCAGCUUCUCUUAAGCAUGUUCAUCUAAUGCCUCUUUCUCAAAUUAAGAAGGUGUUGGACAUAAGAGAGACUGAAGAUUGCCAUAAUGCUUUUGCCUUGUUGGUGAGGCCGCCAACAGAGCCGGCAAAUGUGCUGCUCAGCUUUCAGAUGACAUCAGAGGAACUUCCAAAAGAAAACUGGCUGAAGAUGCUGUGUCGACAUGUAGCCAACACCAUUUGUAAAGCAGAUGCUGAGAAUCUUAUUUAUACUGCUAAUCCAGAAUCUUUUGAAGUAAAUACAAAAGAUAUGGACAGUACACUGAGUAGAGCAUCGAGAGCAAUUAAAAAGACUUCAAAAAAGGUCACACGAGCAUUCUCUUUCUCCAAAACUCCAAAAAGAGCUCUUCGAAGGGCUCUUCUGACAGCCCAGAGCUCAGUGGAAGGAAGAAGUCCUCCCAGCAAUGACAAGCACAGAAUGAGUCGUCUCUCUAGUGCAUCAUCGUUAGCAGGUAUCCCAUCUCCGUCCCUCAUCAGCCUUCCUUCCUUCUUUGAAAGGAGAAGUCAUACGUUAAGUAGAUCUACAACUCAUCUGAUAUGAAGCUCUAACAAAAUCUUAAUUUAUAGAAAUUUAUAAGCACCUCAUACUAAAAUAAGAAGCUGACUUAAAUGGUACUUGUCACUAGCACUUGGUCAAGGCUGGAAAGAAGAUAGGUAACACUAAACUAUGCCAUUUGAUUUUCUUCUGGAAAGGGUAAGGUUAACAUCUUAUGUUUUUCAAGUUAUUCAUGUAAAAAAAUAUUGAUUUUGAUGAAAUUUUUUUCUUUGCUUGAACCCUUCAUUUGUAGGCCAAUAAUUUAAGUUUCCAUGAUUCCAGCAACUUUGCAACAUGAUACAGUAAAUAAGUUUUAUUAGUGGAUGCCAAACAACUGCUGUGAAAAUCUUUGUAUAUUGUCCAUGAAUGAAUUUUUGGAAACACUUAUUUGUGUGUCUCAAUUUGUACAGAAAUUAAGUGAUAUCAUAGUACUUACCAGACAAAAACUUGCACUGAUUUCUGAUUAAGUAAUGGGGUCUUGUUUCACAUGUGCUGUUUGAAGUAGUUGUUUAACUACUCCUUUUACAGUUUAUUUUAUUCUCAAAUGUUUUAAAGACCUAGCGUGUGGAUGUAAAAAGAUUGCCCUUAUUAUCAAGAAUAACAGUUAAAAGAAAAUGUCACAAAAUACUUUUGCAAAUUGAGAUAAGGACAAAAACAUUAAAAAAUAAAUGUAUAUUUUGCAUGAACAUGAUAUUGGUAAAUACUUGUAGCUAUUUCAAAGACAGUUUAUUUAUGGUAUUUUAGCCACUAGCAAAUUUUGGUUUAGUUUGUUAGUGUAUGAAUUUCAUUUAGAAGAAUAAGACAAUAGGGAAAUUGUUGUAAAGAUUGUUUAUACUCUUUAUGAAAUAAUUCUAAAGUUGGUAUAGUUUUACUAAUCUGUAAAAUACAUUGAUAUGUGUAUGGUCAACUUUUUAUUGUGGUCUCAAAAUUAAAUGUAAA
This is a messenger RNA of Manis javanica (Malayan pangolin), 3813 nucleotides long. RefSeq names its product epithelial cell transforming 2 (gene ECT2). Gene Ontology annotation, cellular component: cell cortex; nucleus. Lineage: Eukaryota; Metazoa; Chordata; Mammalia; Pholidota; Manidae. Gene Ontology annotation, biological process: mitotic cytokinesis; intracellular signal transduction; regulation of cytokinesis, actomyosin contractile ring assembly. Gene Ontology annotation, molecular function: guanyl-nucleotide exchange factor activity; GTPase activator activity. The record is from RefSeq and is a predicted model, not a curated record.